ACCACCUUAUCUCCCCUGACGCGUGGAGCUUUUGGAGUGUAUUCAGUAGGUCCGUGCCGGCAUUAAACAUGGGUUCGGGUCCAGUUUCCGUCGACUUCGAGCAAUACCCAAAACUCAAUUAUUCUGGCGUGUUGGACUGGCUCGUGUCCGUGAACUGCCCCUUCGAUGUGUGGAGGAAGCAGCCGACUUACUUGCUCUCGGAAUGCAUUUUCCUCCUCGCUGCCCUCCUCAACUUGGCACACGCCAUCAGGGUGGGAGGACGAUGGAAGUACUUGUGGCUGGGGACGGUCAUUCACGGGUUGACGAUCGAGAACGUCGCCUUCUGGUUCCCGGAAUACAUCGAUAAUUAUUGGCACUCUCAGACGACGAUCGUUCUCUUGGGGCGACGACUACCCCUUCACAUCAUCUGCCUCUCAAAUAAUGUUCGAAUCUUUGGAAUCUCUCUUCCCUACUCCCUGCUGAUAGAUCCCGCUUUCACAUACACGGCUUCGGUGAGCGUGGCAAGGCUUCGACUCCCCCGCUGGGCCGAACCCUUCGCAGUGGGAUUGACGGAGGUAUUGAUCGACAUACCGUACGACAUAAUGGCGGUGCGCUUCGUGCAUUGGACGUGGCACGACACGGACCCGAACAUUUUCGACCGACACUACUGGGUCCCGUGGAAUUCCUACUACUUCCACGCCACCUUCGCCGCUUCCUUCACCUUCUUCUUCCACUUCUACCGGCGGGUCUUCAUCGGCAACGGGGACAAGUGGGCCUCCUCCAACUGGUGCGUCUGA
Darwinula stevensoni is the source of this 776-nucleotide messenger RNA. NCBI's taxonomy places the organism in Eukaryota, Metazoa, Arthropoda, Ostracoda, Podocopida, Darwinulidae. The record is from the annotation of a GenBank genome assembly.